Messenger RNA from Tetrahymena thermophila SB210, 1251 nucleotides. RefSeq lists its product as hypothetical. The transcript is spliced from 4 exons. NCBI's taxonomy places the organism in Eukaryota, Ciliophora, Oligohymenophorea, Hymenostomatida, Tetrahymenidae. The record is from RefSeq and is a predicted model, not a curated record.
AAACUACUUUGUAUUUGGCGGAAUAUUAUUUAUUAAGACAUUCUUAUUAGAUUAAAAUACUUAUUAAAAAACUAAACUAUAAAUACCUUUUUGAUUAGAAAUAAUUUAGGAAUGAUUGAAACUGAAAAUUAUUUAAGUCCUAUAAAAAGGGUUGAUCAUUUCAGUAAAAAGGGCAAGUACUCAAAAGAUUUGAUUGACAUGCAUAAAAUAUUAGAAGAGAAGGACUUGUUUAUUAUAAAAUUACAAAAACAGCUAAGCGAAGCAAAUAAAUAGAUAAUAUUAAAUAAAAACGAAAAGAGUGAAUUUGAAAAAAAGCUUUAAUUGUAAGAAGAAUAUAUUUAGAAGUGCUAAAAAAUAAUAAGCCAAUAUGAGUCAUUAUUGCAAUAACAUAAAUCUCUUUCAUUAGAUAAAAAGUUAUAACUUCCGAGCAUUUAAAAUUCUUAAAUUUGCUAAGAUUUAACCUUAUAAGGUUCAUAAAUAUAAAGUUCAAAAAAGAAGAACAAGUUUGAAGCAGAUAAUGAAAGCUUUAAAGAAAAUAAAAGUUAUAACAGCAGAAUAUAAGUAGAGAAAAAGCAUUUUGAAACUAGCACAGAGAGCCUCUCUUUUUAGGAAGGAAGCUCGCCAAGAAAUAUUUAACUUGAUACUUAGCAUGGAAACUAAUAAAAUAUAAAUUAUGAUUAAUAAAUGACUAAAAGCGAAUAAAAACCAGUGAAAAAGAAAUAUUAUAUUGAUGAGUAAAAUUUAGAUAGAAACAAUUUUUCAAAUAAAUUUCGCGGUAUGAAUAGGUCACUAAUUCAAUAAACGAAUCAUAUAGGUUCUAGUGACAGUUAAUAAUAAAUUCAGUUUUAAAAUAAGCAAAAUGGAAGUGAAAGUUUGAAUGCAAGAGAUAGGAAUAAAAAAUAAAUCUAAUAAGGCAAUUUAAGAAAUUCUUUAUAAGAUAUUUAUCUAAAUUUUAAUGGAAACUUUUAUGGUAACAAACAAAAUAAUUUAGUUGCGAAUAACUCUCAAUUAUCUUAACUUAUAAAAGGAAAUUAUGAAUAAAGCUAUUAGAAAGAUAAUAUUUUUAGCAGAUAAAAUUAGAACUCAAAUUAUUUAAAAUAAAAAUAACUAGAAAGUUAACCUAUUGGAUAAAUAAAGUCUACCCCUGAUUUAUCCCUAAUUAAGCUUCCUAUUAGUAAAUUACAAAAAGUAGAGUCAAAAGAAAUCAAAAGAAGAAUCAAUCUAAAGGUUGAGUAAAAGUUCUUAAAUUGA